UGCUAGGAACCAGAUCAGACAGAUGGUGUUGCAUUUGUAGCACCGCAUCAAGGCGCGUCUGUCCAACCCUCGCGGACCAGUCGCCAAGAUCCGCAUGGCCCGAUCGGGCAAUUAAGUACGAUGCCUUGCCAGAUGUGCGGGGCUAGCGGGGAGCACCUGUUAGUCUGUCUCAAAACCGCACGUCAGAAGCAAACCUGGAAUCAUCCACAACAACAGCAUCAGGGAGAAAAAGUACGAGAGGGGCAUGGGGCUACGCAAGCACACAUGCUUUGGAACGGGACUUUGAAAUGCCAACAUCAUGUACAGUCUCCAGCAUGUGACAAUAUGUUUGCCUGGACAAACCCAGAGAAAGCGUUGAUAAUGCUUGUUAACAUCGUAAAAAUUGAACAAAACAGGUUAAGGCCUGCCCACACUUGUUGCAUCCAUUAGAUUUACACUGCAUCUUGAUUUUCCAAACGUCCUAUGUUUAAAAUCCCCUUGGUGACUCGUUACUUCCGGAGCCUGGUUCCUCGAGACCAAGCCGUCAAUACACAAUUUCCCAUCACGCAGGCCGUCCAAGCUCAUGUCGUAGCGAGAGCCAUCUCACCAAGGAAUGUAAUCUUUCCACCGCGUCGAUUGCUCUCCAUCACGCAGCCCUGGAUAAACAACAAGAACCCAAGAGCCAGGCGUCAGGGAGCGCAUGUUCUGACGCUAUCGUGGAGCACACCGGCAAGCCCAGCGAACGAGACUACCGCUCGACGUUUCUACUCGUCGACGCAAGCUAGGAAUGCUCUUGCCUCGGGAAAGACUGAGCAAAAGCUUUUGGCUGCUCAACGGUCUUCCAGGGUGCCCAUUGUGGUUGAUGGGGAGACAGUUGAAUUUUCGGCCAUUCUCUUGAGAGAUUCCUGUCAAUGCCCGUUGUGCGUGCACGAGUCGACGAACCAAAGGCUUUUUUCGACUGCCGACAUUCCCAGCGAUAUCCAGGCCCGGACUAUCGAGACGGAUGCUGCCACAGACUCCGUGAGUAUCACAUGGGAGAGGGAUGCAGCCGGGUACACGACCCAACAUACUACAAUGAUUGAACUGGCAGCGUUGAGAGAACUCAGUCGCUCAGGUUGUCCUCCUGGGGCUUACCAGACGGCCCCGCCGCAAAGGUUGUGGACUCAGAAGGCUCUUAACCUGCCGGACUAUGACUACAACACGUAUAUGCAAGACGACAGCAUGUUAUACGACGUAAUCAAUCAGCUACGAAUCGAUGGUCUAGCUUUUGUUAACAACGUUCCCGGCACCGAAGAGGCCCUCGCUACAAUCGCAACCUGCAUCGGACCUGUCAAGGAUACAUUCUACGGCUACACCUGGGACGGUAUGCGCACCUUGCCUAACCCUGAUUUUCCGUCCUCUUUCGGCCCUCAGCUAACGUCCAUGGCAGUCUGCACCGUUCCCGAGGCAAUCAACGCCGCGUACACUUCGCACGACCUAGGCUUCCACACGGACCUGUUGUAUUUUGAGCAACCGCCACACAUCCAACUUCUACACUGUGUCCAGUCUGCAUCGACAGGCGGGGCCAGUGUAUUUGCAGAUGCUUACAGAGCCGCGGUGGACCUGUUCCACAUGGACCUGGACGCGUUCGACACUCUUGCGACGGUCCCGGUGAACUAUCACUACAACCAUCCAGACUCCAAUGUGUACCGCACAACCAAGCCGGUUAUUGAUUUGCGACCCCUCCGGAUUGGCGACACCGUCUACACCCAUCUUCAGGACUACAUCAAGGGCUGGAGCCAGCUUUCUAGCCGCCAAGGUGGACCUGAAUGGACGGAAGCUAUGCUUGUUGAUUGCAUUGGCAAAAUCAACUGGGGCCCUCCGUUCCUUGCACCGUUUUCCAACCACGAUGAUUCGAAGCAAUUAUGGAAAGCCGCCCAGCCCGCUCUUUCAGCGUUGAACCGCAAAGUUGACAAGUGGCACCAAGCCGCCUCCAAGUUCAACGCCCUUUUGCAACGUCCAGAGUACUUAAUAUUACACUCCCGAAGAGCCUUUGGCAUGGCUGACGUCGGAAAACCAAGAUGGUUGAGAGGCACCUACGUCGACAAGGAUCCUUACUACAGCAAGCUGCGUGUGUUGCAGAACAAGAUAGACAGAUAG
Colletotrichum destructivum is the source of this 2118-nucleotide messenger RNA. Its product is annotated as Putative TauD/TfdA-like domain, gamma-butyrobetaine hydroxylase-like, GBBH-like domain superfamily. The transcript has 3 exons. Bases 463 to 2118 code for a protein of 551 amino acids. Gene Ontology annotation, cellular component: mitochondrion. Lineage: Eukaryota; Fungi; Ascomycota; Sordariomycetes; Glomerellales; Glomerellaceae. The record is from RefSeq and is a predicted model, not a curated record. Gene Ontology annotation, biological process: carnitine biosynthetic process. Gene Ontology annotation, molecular function: oxidoreductase activity.